CUCCUUCAGAGAGAGAAAAAAAAAAAUUAAAAAAAAAAUUCCACGGCCAACCCCCUACCCCAAGCCGGAGCCCGCGCCCAGCCCGAGCCCGGCUCGAGCUCAGCCCGAGCCCAGCCCAGCCCGGCCCGGCUGAGCCCAGCCCAGCCCGGCCCGCGCCCACCCCGCCCGCCGCCGCGGCCAUGGAGGACCCCGAGGCCGCGGGGGCCGCGCCGCCGCCCGGGCUGAGCUCGCUGCUCCCCCCCAGGGAGUUCCUGCGCUCCCGCAAGGGGCAGCUGCUGCUCGCAGAGUCGGUGCUGUCAUUUAUCAUCUUUAUCUGCUAUAUUGCAUCUCUAGCCGCUUCUUUCAUGAUGGCACCACUCCUAGAGUUUCUGCUGGCACUGUUUCUUUUUUUUGCCUACGCCUCCAAGCUUAAUGAGAAGUUUAAAGGAGUCCACUGGCCUUUGGCGGAUUUCUUGCGCUGUGUCACCGCUGCCAUUAUUUACUUUGCCAUUUCAAUUGCUGCUGUCUCAAAAUACAGUGAUGGAGCAUCGAAAGCAGCAGGGGUGUUUGGGUUUGCAGCCACAAUCGUGUUUGCCAUUGAUUUCUACAUCACCUUCAAUGACCUGGUCACUUUCCUCAAGCAAGGCAGCUCCGAUUCCCCCGAGGGGCACAAGACAGAAGAUGAGGACUCCGACUCUGACUCAGACUGAAGAACCAAACACCAACCAAGCGUGAAGGGAAGAUGAUCAAGCACUUUCCUCUUUGCUGAAUGCACUGCCAAUUGAAAUAUCCCCUUAUUUUAGUCCCUUUCCACCUCACUGUUUAUGGAAUCACAGACAGGGCAGUGAUGUGGAAAAGGAGACUACUCCCAGUGCCAUUGAACACUCCUUGGCAACUACAGAUCCUACAGCAGAUCUGUCCAAACAACACAGAUCAAUUCUCUGUUGCCCCUCCCCACUCAGCACAUCCAUGUCCCAAGUAAGUAGGAACAGCAUUUUUAACAUUUACAGCUUAUAAUGUGCUUUCGUAAUUCCAAACCUUUAACACUUAGAGCUUUUAUACUUCUUGACAUGCCAAAGAGAAGAGGUUUGGAUGCCUGUUUGUAUUUUUCUUUAUUAACUAACAGUAUUUCUUUAUCCAAAGUCUGAAUACUCCUGAGCACUGAAGGCAAGGGUUGCAGUUAACACGUUGGUUUCAAUACCUUUGUAUCUCCUGUCUGUCUGUGACAAGGAAAAAUGACAACUGGAAAUCUGCAGCAAAUGCAAACCUCAAAGUAUAAUGGUGCUGCAGGGCAGCUGGCUCAUCAGACAUUCGGUAUCCCUUGUUUUAAGCUGCUUGGAUGGAGUCACAUCCCCUCUGCUGCAAUGUCACCACAGGAUGGGGUGGAGCAGGUGAGGCAGCUCUGGGCAGCCCUGUCCUGUUUUUGUGGAAGCCCUGGGAGUGUUUGCACAGCCAGGGACGGCAGGCUUGGCAAAUACCUCCCGGUCAGACCUGCCUGGUGAAACCUGCAGGUGUUUGUGCCCCAGGCACCAGUGCUGAUGUCCUGCUCUGUGCCACUGGCCACUGGUGCUGCCACACUGAAUGCACGCAGGCCCCAGGAGGGCAGUGCCUCUUCCCCACUGUGAAAAGGCCAAGAAACCAACCCCAAACUACAGAAUAUCUGCAAUGAAUUCAUCUCCCCCAGAUCCCUUUUUUCAGUGUGGCUGGGUGGGGUUGGUUGGGUUGGUUGUUCUCCCCUGGAAGGAUGUGAUUUAUCUUGUGGUGUUGAAUUCCAGGGAAAAAGGCCUCUGAAUGUACAAGCUGUUUUCACAGGUAGCACAACCUACUCUGGAAUAUCUGUGUCCAUUUAUAAACACUUGGGAAUGCUUGGGAGGAGCAUGGCACGCUCCUCACAGGUGGCAUCAGACAGAUCUGUGGCAAAAAAACCUGUAUGGAUGUUUUAAAAAUGAAUAUAGUACCAGAACAGGUGUGAUUAAAAUGAGAGCAGAUGGUACUAACAGAGUAAGUGAAAAACAGGGAUGAAAUAAUAAAGGCAGAUUUCCUUUGGAAUAAAAUCAGCACCUGGGUUCCAGUUCCCUGUGGCAGCUGCCAGCAGGACAGGGGAGCUGGCAGGGACCAGGGGGUGCUGGUCAGGCUCAGAGUUGUCCAGCAGGCAGCUCCUGCAUCUCCUGCUUCCUGACCACUGACAGAGUAAAUGCAAAACAAGUGGUUGCUUCUAAAUGGGACAGACAAUCUCUGAUUUAUGAGAAAGAUUUCUUUGGACCUUUUCCUGUAUGAAAUCUCGUGUUUCUCUCCCUUCUCUUGUCAUAUUUUACUGUCACACACUGUGAUGUUCAGGGGACCUGGGCUCAUUUUUAUACUUGUUUUGUAUUUCUCUUUUUUUUUUUGUAAGUAAAAAAGUGUACUGCAUGUCACAGCUGGAGAUGUGGUUAAUAUUUAGAAACCAUACUGGAUUAAACUUCUUUUAAUAGAA
Messenger RNA from Motacilla alba alba, 2452 nucleotides. It is a transcript of the gene CMTM3, whose product is annotated as CKLF like MARVEL transmembrane domain containing 3. Gene Ontology annotation, cellular component: membrane. The transcript is spliced from 5 exons. NCBI's taxonomy places the organism in Eukaryota, Metazoa, Chordata, Aves, Passeriformes, Motacillidae. The record is from RefSeq and is a predicted model, not a curated record. The coding region runs from base 180 to 689 and encodes 169 amino acids.